Molecule: messenger RNA, 1298 nt
Organism: Haliaeetus leucocephalus (bald eagle)
Lineage: Eukaryota; Metazoa; Chordata; Aves; Accipitriformes; Accipitridae
Gene: GPR68
Product: G protein-coupled receptor 68
Exons: 2
Coding region: 231-1298 (355 amino acids)
Biological process (GO): cellular response to pH; G protein-coupled receptor signaling pathway
Cellular component (GO): membrane
Molecular function (GO): G protein-coupled receptor activity
Source: RefSeq, a predicted model, not a curated record
ACCAGCAGCCUGAGCAGGAGCUGGGAGAAGGGAAGUUUCAUGCUCUUCACACUGCAGGGAAAACCUCUUUGCAUAAACUCUGCUCAUAGGUUAUUAACAUCCUGCAGCAAGACAUCACUUCAGCCUAAAGGUUUGUGGAAGAAAUAAGCAAUACAUGAAACUGAAUGAAAUUAAAUUUUACAUCUAUUCAUUUGAGACCCUGAUGAGUGAUACACGGGGAGAGCUAGAAGAUGGUGAAUUUCACAGAGAAUGCAACUGAGAAUUGCACUAUUAAUCAUGAUAUCCACCAAACAUUAUCCCCUGUGGUAUACAUAUUUGUAUUUAUAUUAGGCUUGCCAGCUAACGGCCUGUCACUGUACUAUGGGUAUUUACAGAUCAAGGCUAAAAAUGAAUUGGGUAUCUACCUUUGCAAUUUGACUGUAGCAGACCUGCUCUACAUAUUUUCUUUGCCUUUUUGGCUUCAGUAUGUUUUACAGCAUGACAAUUGGACCUACAAUGAGCUCCUGUGCAAAAUUUGUGGCAUCCUUUUGUAUGAGAAUAUCUAUAUCAGUGUGGGCUUCCUCUGCUGCAUCUCCAUCGACCGCUAUCUCGCAGUAGUGCACCCUUUUCGUUUUCAACAGUUUCGGACAAUGAAGGCUGCUGUGAUUGUGAGCAUCAUUAUCUGGACUAAAGAAAUAAUGACAUGCUGCUUUGUCUUUACGCAUGGGGAGAUCAGUAUGGAUGCUGAGAGCCACGUGGUGUGCUUCGAGCAUUACCCCAUCAAAGAAUGGGAGCACAAUGUCAAUUACUACCGCUUCUCUGCUGGCUUCCUUUUCCCCUUCUUUCUGCUGGCCUUCUCUUACUGUGGGAUUUUACGAGUUGUCCAUAAGAGUCAUGGCACUCAAAAGAAGAAGAAAAUCCAGAUUAAACGACUGGUUUCAAGCACUGUUUUAAUUUUUUUGGUUUGCUUUGGACCAUACCACAUCCUACUUGUGGUUCGCAGCUUGUUGGAGAACAACUGCCUAUUUGCUGAGAAAAUAUUUAAUAUUUACCAUGUUUCUCUCCUGUUGACUACUUUUAAUUGUGUUGCUGAUCCAGUAUUGUACUGUUUUUCCAGUGAAAGCACUUCCCAGAACUUUGCCAAGAUGCGAGACUCUUGUUUAACAUGUUUAGGGUGUCUGAGGACUGAGACGAAGGAAUCCUAUCUGCUGAAUGCUCCAGAAACUCCCAGCAGGCCACAGCAACCAGGGUUAUUACAAAUAUCACAUGAUGAUACUGGACUGAAGGACUCCUCCACAACUAACAUGGGCAGCCUGUAG